Molecule: messenger RNA, 1393 nt
Organism: Nannospalax galili (Upper Galilee mountains blind mole rat)
Lineage: Eukaryota; Metazoa; Chordata; Mammalia; Rodentia; Spalacidae
Gene: Gata1
Product: GATA binding protein 1
Exons: 6
Coding region: 112-1353 (413 amino acids)
Biological process (GO): positive regulation of transcription by RNA polymerase II; negative regulation of transcription by RNA polymerase II; cell fate commitment
Molecular function (GO): zinc ion binding; RNA polymerase II cis-regulatory region sequence-specific DNA binding; DNA-binding transcription factor activity, RNA polymerase II-specific
Source: RefSeq, a predicted model, not a curated record
CAAAGGCCAAGGCCAGCAAGGACAUCCCUUGAGAUCACACUGAGCUCACCACAUCCAUAAGGUGUCUGAACUCUCUGCAUCAACCAGCCCAGGUUAAGCCCCAGUGGCCUCAUGGAGUUCCCUGGCCUAGGGGCUGUGGGAGCCUCAGAAGCCCUGCCCCAGUUUGUAAAUUCUGCCCUGGUGUCCUCAACACCAGAGUCAGGGGGCUUCUUCCCCUCUGGGCCGGAGGGUUUGGAUGCAGCAGCCUCUUCCACUUCCCCAAGCACAGCCACUGCUGCAGCCACUGCACUGGCCUACUACAGAGAUACUGAGGCCUACAGACACUCUCCAGUUUUUCAGGUGUACCCAUUGCUCAACUGUAUGGAGGGAAUCCCAGGGGGCUCACCCUAUGCUGGCUGGGCCUACAGCAAGACCGGGCUCUACCCUGCUUCAACUGUGUGCCCCAGCCACGAGGAUGCCCCUCCCCAGGCACUGGAAGACCCGGAUGGGAAGAGCAGCACCACCUUCUUGGAGACCUUGAAGACAGAGAGACUAAGUCCAGACCUCUUGACCCUAGGGACCUCUCUGCCUGCAUCACUACCUGUCACCAGCAGUGCUUAUGGGGGGCUUGACUUUCCUAGUCCUUUCUUUUCUCCCACUGGGAGCCCUCUCAGUUCAGCAGCCUAUUCCUCCCCAAAAUUUCAUGGAAGCCUACCCUUGGCCCCUUGCGAAGCCAGGGAGUGUGUGAACUGUGGAGCAACAGCUACUCCACUGUGGCGGAGGGACAGGACAGGCCACUACCUAUGCAAUGCUUGUGGCCUGUAUCACAAGAUGAAUGGCCAGAACCGGCCCCUUAUCCGGCCUAAGAAGAGACUGAUUGUCAGCAAACGGGCAGGUACUCAGUGUACCAACUGCCAAACAACCACCACAACACUCUGGCGGAGAAAUGCCAGUGGAGAUCCAGUGUGCAAUGCUUGUGGCCUCUACUACAAGCUACACCAGGUAAACCGACCACUCACCAUGCGGAAGGAUGGAAUUCAGACUCGGAACCGCAAGGCAUCUGGAAAAGGGAAAAAGAAGCGGGGGUCAAGUAUGGGUGGAGCAGGACCAGCUGAAGGACCAGCUGGUGGCUUCAUGGUGGUAGCUGGUAGCAGUAAUAGUGGGAGUUGUGGGGAGGUGGCCUCAGGAUUGACACUGGGUACUACAGGUACUGCCCAUCUCUAUCAAGGCCUGGGGCCCGUGGUGCUAUCAGGGCCUGUCAGCCAUCUUAUGCCUUUCCCUGGACCUCUGUUGGGAUCGCCUACAGCCUCCUUCCCCACAGGUCCUGUGCCUUCCACCACCAGUACCACUGUGGUGGCUCCCCUCAGCUCUUGAAGGUACACAGAAUGGCCUUGGCCUUAGGGCAGAGGUGAUG